AUGGAGACAUCGGGGAGAAUAACAACCACGCCAGACGCCCUCGACUUCACAGUGGAAAACGUGGAGAAGGUAAGAAUCUUAGUCUAUGGACAAAUUCACCAAUCAAACAUGUAGAAUCACAAUAAUAAUCACAAUAUCAGAUGUGUGUAGCCUACGUGGGUCUCUGUAAUGUAUUUUCUAUGGGGUAGUUAUAAUGGUGGGGGGGUAUAGUUACAACAUAUACAGUAUCAUGACAUGAGUUUAUCAGCUAACCGUGGUGCAACAAACAAGUUGUGUUUUUGUCCCUGCACUGAAUGAGACCAGCUAGUCUUUGCAGCUGAAACGGUAACAAUAGCAAGUCUUUAUUCUGUCCCCUUGCCUGUGUAUUCUCCUGACCAGUGGUGGAAAAAGUACCCAAUUGUCAUACUUGAGUAAAAGUAUAGAUACCUUAAUAGAAAGUUACUCAAGUAAAAGUCACCCAGUAAAAUACUACUUGAGUAAAAGUCUAAAAGUAUUUGGUUCUGAAUAUACUUAAGUAGCAAAAGUAAAUGUAAUUGCUAAAAUAUACUUAAGUAGAAAAAGUAAAAGUACAAAUCAUUUCAAAUUCCUUAUAUUAAGCAAAGCAGACAGCACCAUCUUCUUGUUUUUGAAAUUUACAUAUACCCAGGGGCUCACUCCAACACUCAGACAUAAUUUACAAAAUAUGCAUUUGUGUGUAGUGAGUCCCCCAGAUCAGAGGCAGUAGGGGUGACCAUGUGUUUUAUUGAUAAGUGCGUGAAUUGGACAAUUUAACUGUCCUGCUAAGUAUUCAAAAUGUAACAACUACUUUUGGGUGUCAGGUAAAAUGUAUGGAGUAAAAACUACAUUAUUUUCUUUAGGAAUGUAGUAAAGUAAAAGUAAAAGUUGUCAAAUAUAAAUAGUAAAGUACAGAUACCCCAAAAAACGACUUAAGUAGUACUUUAAAGUAUUUUUACUUAAGUACUUUACUCCACUGCCCCUGAAUCAAUAGCUAUGACUGGUGGGCUAGUCUCUCUCCCGGUCUGUGUGAUGCACUAUAUCAUCCAACCCACUCUGGUGAAGGUUGUUGUGACUAAAUGUAGGCUAGAAGAAAAGGGUAGAGUGGAGUGCAUUGUGGGUACAGUGCAGAAUAUCAAAACAAAAGUAGAACUAAGUGCUCUUUGGUUAAGUCAAGGUCUAGAAUGUAACCGAAAGAAGAGGCAAGUCACUCUUUAUACUAGGGUUUUAAGUGCCUUUAUUUCUAUGGCAUGUGUCUGCCCACUUGAGAUUAUUUAUCUGAUGAUGUAAUUUCUAGUAGCCUAUGUAGAGUCUUACGCCUUCUGUCCAAAUGUAAUCUUCCUAACAUCUCAUACACACACUGCAUCUAUUCCUCUUCAUCUGUCACAGACUGACUGCCUGGCUGGCAAGUGGUAGGAUUUAUAAUCAGUAUCUAGAACAUCUAAAGUUGUUUAAUGAAUCCACAGCGGCUGAUGUGUGUGUGUUCCGUAUAUUCCGCCACAGGGAAUGCCCGGGCUUGAUAGGCAUGAUUUAAACAGAUACCAUACGCACACAAAUUCACUUUUAAUAUGCAGCAGAACACAAACCUCAAGGCAAGUUUUGAUGUGUGUGUGUGUGUGUUCUGGAGCCUAGUGGUAGUCGGUGUGCUUAGGAGGACAGAGGAGAUUGUGCAACAUGCUGGUGGUCAAUAAGAUGGAAGGAUCCAUCUCUCCCUCUCGCUCCCUGUGUAUAGCUUGCUCUCAUUACUUGUCUUUGUCUAGGCAUCUCAUUUUCUUUCUCUUAUCUCCCCUUCUCCAUCGUUCUCUGUUCUUAUCUUUGUGUGAUUUGUUUUCUCUCAGUUCUUCUGCAGACAGUCCUGCUGCCGUGAUCUUCUUACAAUAUUAUGCCACCUGUCUUCCUGUCCGCCUGUUUGUCUUUGUCUGCAUUUCUGUCUUUGUCUGUCUGUCCCAUCCUGUCUGUGUCCCUCUGUCUGUGUCCCUCUGUCUGUGUCCCUCUGUCCAUUCGUCCUGUCUGUGACCCUCUGUCUGUCUGGUCUAAACUCUGAGAAAGAUACAAUUUUUGUGUGCAUUACAGUCCAUUAGUCUUUGAUCAGGUCUGGCUAAUUGUAUCCCCAUACUACUGUGCACUGGAGCUCUCAGCUAAUGAUUAGCCAGCUGGGAGGGAGCGAGGGGGAGAGAGAAAGAGAAUUCUGGUACUGGAGGUCAUUAUACCCACCAGCCAACUCUCUCCAUCAUCUAAGGUGUGUGUGUUGGCAUGCUGUGGCUGCUAGGUUUCUGUGAUGAAUCUCCCUGUUGCUGGGUGGCCGGUGACCAGGGUCAGAGGAGAGGAGAGGAGAGGGGGUUGGCGGAGAGGGGGACGGGUGAAACAGAGAAAAAAGUGUGGAUGAGAUGGAGGAGCGAGUUGGAUGGAGGUUGGGAGAGAGAGGGGUGGGGUGGGGGUAAUGUCUGUGACAUUGACAGUAAAGAAAGGAGGGAGUGUGGGAUGUGGGAGGGGUGAUUCCACCGUCUUGAUUAGAGAGACAGUGGAAGGGAGUACGAGAAAGAGGGGGGAAAAAAGGGAGGUGGAGGAGGGGAUAUGCGACAGUCAUGAUUAAGAGAAGGCUAGAGGGACAGAGAUAUGGAGAACAGGAGAGGGAGAGGAAAUUGAAGUGCAGGGGGAGAGGGAGAAAUAGUAAAGAUAGAGAAAGCUGUGGCUGCAUCUCAAUAGAUACAGGUGGCUCCUUCUCAUUGGCUCUUUUCUGAUUCACACAAUUUAUAGCUAGAGUGUGUCUCAAUUGUGUGUAGCUUCCUCUCCUUGUCUUCCCUCCUCCCUCUCCUUGUCUCCUCUCCUUAAUCUCCUUGUCUCCUCUCCUACUGCUGUGAAUAGGGAAAACUAGGCCGGUGAAAGCAGUCGUUGGCCGGAAGGUGUCCACCAUAUGUGCUGUUGUUUUCAGAUCGAUGCAGAUGGGAGAGUGAUGGACGAGGAGUUGAAGGAGAGCAAGACACUGUAGACCAGUGCUCUCCAACCCUGUUCCUGGUGAGCUACCUUCCUGUAAGUUUUCGCCCUAACCCUAAUCUAGCGCGCCUGAUUCUAGUAAUUAGCUGGUUGAUAAGCUGAAUCAGGUUAGUUACAACUGGGGUUGGAUUGAAAACCUACAGGAUGGUAGCUCUCCAGGAACAGGGUUGGAGAGCCCUGUUGUAGACUGUUGAGAUGUACAUUGAGUGUACAUAACAUUAGGAAUACCUUCCUAAUAUUGAGUUGCACCCCCUUUUGCACUCAGAACAGCCUCAACUCGUCUGGGCAUGGACUCUACAAGGUGUCGAAAGCAUUCCACAGGGAUGCUGGCCCAUGUUGACUCCAAUGCUUCCGGCAGUUGUGUCAAGUUGGCUAGAUGUCCUUUGGGUGGUGGACCAUUCUUGAUACACACGAGAAACUGUUGAGCGUGAAAAACUCAGCAGCGUUGCAGUUCUUGACACACCAUUGUGCCUGGCACCUACUACCAUACCAUGUUCAAAGCAAUUCAAUAUUUUGUCUUGCCCAUUCACCCUCUGUAUGGCACACGUACACAAUCCAUGUCUCAAUUGUCUCAAGGCUUUAAAAUCCUUCUUUAACCUGUCUCCUCCCCUUCAUCUACACUGAUUUGAAGUGGAUUUAACAAGUGACAUCAAUAAGGGAUCAAAGCUUCACCUGGUCAGUCUGUCAUGGAAAAAGCAGGUGUUCCUAAUGUUUUGUACACUGUGUAGACCUAGUCCCCCAGUAGGUAACUCUAAUAACAGCUAAGUUCAAUGCACACGCGAACAUCUCUUCAGUCUCCAACAGCAAAUCAAUUGAAAGCUAAAUUGUGUUUCCCAUAAGUGGAUAAGAAGAGGAGAGCAAAUUGAUACAGAAGUAAACUCUCUCUCUUGUGUGUGUGUGUGUGCGUGCGUGUGCGUUAUGGAGAAGUACGUUCCUGGCCCUGUCUUGGUUCCACCAGUACAAUAGCCUUUGUCCCAGCUGUGUGUGUGUGUUUAUGUGCCCAGCACAAUCUGUGUGUGUGAUAAUAAUGGGUACUGUGCCCAGGCUGGCUGGAAAUAUAUCCUCUCCAAAGAUAAUCCAGUUAGUGUGUUAUUGCAUCUGUUACCCAACCUAGAGGUAGCCUAGGCCAUCUCAUCCCAUUGGGAUGUCUGCCUGGGUGGAACUGGUGCCAGCACCAUAAAGGUAACGCCUAUCCAGUCCCUUUCUGGGAACAAUGAAGACCGAGAGGGACUGAGACACACACACACACACACACACAGAGGGUAGAAAGAGCAAGAGUAGGAGAGAAAGGUACCGACUACCGAGAUACACAGACAGAGAAUACAGAGCGAGGGUGGUGGAAUGUGACACUAAACCGAGAGUCAUUGUGAUGUGUAGAGGAGAGAGAGAUGUGUUGUGCUAUUUUAGUGCAUGGCUGAUAUGAGAGAGGUAGAUCACUUCCAGUUGACAGAUUGAGCAUGACGUCACAGUCCCCCCCCCCCCCCUCUUUCCGUUAUCGAUGAUUGUUUAUUUUAUUUUAGAGCCAGGAGCAGGUACCAUAUCUCAUAUCAUCUUACCUGUUCAGGGGUUGAAUAUCAGUAUUCUCAAUGGCAACCACAUAAUGAUCAUUAAAUGGUUGUGGGGGCAUGUGUGAUGAUAGGUUGUCUUAUUGAUGCUGAAGCGAGUGUGAAGCUUCAGUAAUUGUGUCUUCAUCUUUUUCUGGCUGGGAUGCCGUCGUCAUUGGCAACAUGGGAGUAUUUUUAAUUUUUUUAUCACUGCGCAGACAUCAGACCCAGUCAACAUCCGCCCACACCCCUACACACACACACACACGAACACACAUCGUCCCAGCUUCAUUCAUUCAUCAGUUCCACUCCUCCUUCUGCACGUUAUUUGAUCUCCAUUUCACAUCAUUAAUAUAAAUAAGAACAGUUAUGAUGAUUAUAUAAGAUGACAUAGAUCUAAUCAAUAAUGAUGAUUGAUUUAUCCAGUCAGACGUGGAUCAAUAUCCAGUCCUUCAAGAAGAGUCUCUUAGCACGGCUCUGUCUGUCUGCCCCCCAGGAAUGGUACAACAGGACACGGACAGUACAUUACAGUAACUUUACUGGAUAUCAAAACCCGGACUGCUGUGUGACUCGACCAUGUUAGCCCGCAGAGCUAAAGCCUAGUCGCUAGAUCUAGGAGCUACAAUGAGUCUUCAGGUCUCAGUUUACUGAACCUCCACUAUGUAUACAUUAGUCUGCAGCACCCUCACUGUACCAUAGUUAGGAGAAGAUUUACUAUGUGGCUGGUUGCACCUGCACACUAUUCCCCUAGAGGGAGUACAUGAUGGAAGGUAGGCUACUAGGACAGAACAGUUAAACAGAGGUCAACAGACGACCUGCAUGUAAAGUGUUGAUCGAGACAGAUUCAUGUUUAUUUUAAUAUAGCAGGUAUUUUAAAUAGCAGGUGCUGUCUCUGAACUGCAGCAGUGCCAACUGCUAGGCCCUAUACAUACAGGUAGGCUAGCCUAUAUUUAAGCAAUAAGGCACGAGGGGUGUGGUAUAUGGCCAUUAUACCACGGCUAAGGGCUGUUCUUAUGCACGACGCAACACCGAGUGCCUGGAUACAGCCCUUAGCGGUGGUAUAUUGGCCAUAUACCACAAACCCCCGAGGUGCCUUAUUGCUAUUAUAAACUGGUUACCAACGUGAUUAGAACAGUAAAAAUUACUUUUUUGUCAUACCUGUGGUAUAUUCUAAUAAAAAGCAUGAGCUGGUGCACACCCAGAGAAAAUGAUUUAGUGUAGCGGUGCUGACUAACGGCGAAUAAACUAUAAGCUAUAAAAAUAAAGAGAGUGAAGAAGGCACAGUGAUGCCGAAACGUUGGUGUUUUACCCAAUAAAUUACUGGGAGUUUAUAUAUUGCAACUAGCUAGCCGCAACCGAAUGGAUGUUGAUGUAGGCUAAUCACCACUGCUCCCGAAGCAAGCACCAGUUAGCCUUGUUGUCUGUGGCCUGCACUACCUACCAGCCAGCUCUAGCCUGGACUAUUAUCGGCCAGUCUGCACUGUCUGCACAGCGCGUUAUCGACCCAGAACCUAUCGGAUUUUCUGCCGGAAUCAAUUAACCUUUAACACUGGAUAAUCGCAACUAGCUAGCUGCAACCAAAUGAACGUUGUUGUUGGCUAAUCAGCCUUGAGCUAGCCUUGAGUCAGGCACAUCUCCCGGCUAUCUACCUCUCUGUCAACCGGACAGGACCUCCUAGAGUCGACACGGAGCCCCGCCGAUCCAUCACGACUGGUCUGCCGACGUAAUCGUCUGUGGUUUCAACAGGCUUCCCGUUGCGACGACCACGAAUAUCCAUCUGCUAGCCCCGGCCCACUAGCACACGCAAACAACAGCCGUGCUUCCUGCUCGCUGUGCUGUAGCACCAAUUCGAACUGCUCUCGGACUCAAAUAUUGCUGUUCACUGGACCUUAUGAUCACUCAGCUGAACAGCUGAUGCCUGCUGGACUGUUCCUUUACACGGUAUCCUGUCCUGUUUAUCUGUUUAGCCUCAGCCCAAACUUUAUCGCCAUUACCAGUUGUUGUCUUAGCUCUCUCUAAUAACACCUGUGAUUGCUUUAUGCCUCUCUCCCAUUGCUGUUCCAGUUAGUUCUUAUUAUAUAAUUUCACUGUAGAACCCCAAGUCCCUCUUAAACUGCCUCAAAUAGAUCCUUUGUUCCACCCCCCAUACACGCCGAGACCGGCUCAAUCGGUGCCUCCAUUGAUGCUAUCUCUUUCAUUGUUACCCAACGCUUAGGUUUACCUCCACUGUACUCAUAUCCUUCCAUAUCCUUGUCUGUACAUAAUGCCCUGAAUCGUGAACAAGUUACCUCUAAAUACACCUCCGCUGUCUUCAACCAGGAUCUCAGCGAUCACUGCCUUAUUGCCUGCGUCCGUAACGGGUCCGCGGUCAAACGACCACCCCUCAUCACUGUCAAACGCUCCCUAAAACACUUUAGCGAGCAGGCCUUCCUAAUUGACCUGGCCCAGGUAUCCUGGAUGGAUAUCGAUCUCAUUCUGUCAGUAGAGGAUGCCUGGUUGUUCUUUAAAAGUAAUUUCCUCUCAAUCUUAAAUAAACAUGCCCCAUUCAAAAAACACAGAACUAAGAACAGAUAUAGCCCCUGGUUCUCCUCAGACUUGACUGCCCUUGACCAGCACAAAAACAUCCUGUGGCAUACUGCAUUAGCAUCGAAUAGCCCCCGCGAUAUGCAACUUUUCAGGGAAGUUAGGAACCAAUAUACACAAGCAGUUAAGAAAGCAAAGGCUAGCUUUUUCAAACAGAAAUUUGCAUCCUGUAGCACUAACUCCAAAAAGUCGGAGGGCCUGUUGUCUGGGCCUAUGGCAGUCUCUAUGGGGGUGCCACAGGGUUCAAUUCUUGGGCCGACUCUUUUCUCCGUGUAUAUUAAUGAUGUCGUUCUUGCUGCAACAAAGCCUCCUUCACUCAUGCUGCCAAACAUGCCCUCGUAAAACUGACUAUCCUACCGAUCCUUGACUUUGGCGAUGUCAUUUACCAAAUCGACUCCAACACUCUACUCAGCAAAUUGGAUGUAGUCUAUCACAGUGCUGUCCGUUUUGUCACCAAAGCCCUAUAUACUACCCACCACUGUGACCUGUACGCUCUUGUUGGCUGGUCCUCACUAUAUAUUCGUCGCCAAACCCACUGGCUCCAGGCCAUCUAUAAAUCACUGCUAGGCAAAUCCCCUCCUUAUCUUAGCUAAUUUGUCACCAUAGCAACACCCACCCGUAGUAUGCGCUCCAACAGGUAUAUCUCACUGGUCAUCCCCAAAGCCAACACCUAAUUUGGCCGCCAUUCCUUCCAGUUCUCUGCUGCCAAUGACUGGAACGAAUUGCAAAAAUCUCUGAAGCUGGAGACUUAUCUCCUUCACUAACUUGAAGCAUCAGUUGUCAGAGCCUUACCGAUCACUGCACCUGUACACAGCCCAUCUGAAAUUAGCCCACCCAACUACCUCAUCCCCAUAUUGUUAUUUAUUUUGCUAAUUUGCUCCCCAGUAUCUCUAUUUGCACAUCAUCUCUUGCACAUCUAUUUAUUGCCUUACCUCCAUAAUUUGCUACACUUGCACACACUGUAUAUAUAUUUUCUGUUGUAUUUCUGACGUUAUGUUUUGUUUUACCCCAUAUGUAACUCUGUGUUGUUGUUUUUAUCACACUGCUUUGCUUUAUCUUGGCCAGGUCGCAGUUGUAAAUGAGAACUUGUUCUCAACUGGCUUACCUGGUUAAAUAAAGGUGAAAUAAAAAAAUAAAAUAAAUGUAAUUGUAAUGUGGCACGAGGCUAUAGGAUGCUAUUACCAUCAUACACUAUAUAUACAAAAGUAUGUGGACACUCCGUCAAAUUAGUGGAUUCGGCUAUUUCAGCCACACCUCUUGCUGACGUGUAUAAAGUAGAGCACACAGCCAUGCAAUCUCCAUAGACAAACAUUGGCAGUAGAAUGGCCUUACUGAAGAGCUCAGUGACUUUCAAUGUGGCAACGUCAUAGGAUGCCACCUUUCCAACAAGUCAGUUCGUCAAAUUUCUGCCCUGCUAGAGCUGCCCCGGUCAACUGUAAGUGCUGUUAUUGUGAAGUGGAAACAUCUGGGAGCAACAACGACUCAGCCGCGAAUUGGUAGGCCACACAAGCUCACAGAACGGGACCACUGAGUGCUGAAGCGCGUAGCGCGUAAACAUCGUCUCCUCAGUUGCAACACUCACUACUGAAUUCCAAACUGCCUCUGGAAGCAACGUCAGCAUAAUAACUGUUCGUCGGGAGCGUCAUGAAAUGGGUUUCCAUGGCUGAGCAGCCGCACACAAGCCUAAGAUCACUAUGCGCAAUGCCAAGCGUCGGCUGGAGUGGUGUAAAGCUCGCCGUCUUUGGACUCUGGAGCAGUGGGAACUUGUUCACGAUUCACCAUCUGGCAGUCCGAAUCUGGGUUUGGCGGAUGCCAGGAGAACACUACCUGCCCCAAUGCAUAAUGUCAACUGUAAACUUUGGUGGAGGAGGAAUAAUGGUCUGGGGCUGUUUUUCAUGGUUCGGGCUAGGCCCCUUAGUUCCAGUUAAGGGAAAUCUUAAUGCUACAGCAUACAAUGACGUUCUAGACUAUUCUGUGCUUCCAUCUUUGUGGCAACAGUUUGGGAAAGGCCCUUUCCUGUUUCAGCAUGACAAUGCCCCCAUGCACAAAGCGAGGUUCAUACAGAAAUGGUUUGUCGAGAUCGGUGUGGAAGAACUUGACUGGCCUGCACAGAGCCCUGACCUCAACCCCAUCGAUCACCUUUGGGAUGAAUUGGAACGCCGACUGCGAGCCAGGCCUAAUCGCCCAACAUCAGUGCCCGACCUCACUAAUGCUCUUGUGGCUGAAUGGAAGCAAUGUUCCAACAUCUAGUGGAAAGCCUUCCCAGAAGAGUGGGGGCUGUUAUAGCAGCAAAGGGGGGACCAACUCCAUAUUAAAGCCCAUGAUUUUGGAAUGAGAUGUUCGACGAGCAGGUCUCCAAAUACUUUUGGUCAUGGAGUGUAUCUAGCUGUCUCUGUGUGCUGUCUGAGAGUACCUCGUGGCUCAUUAUACACUCUGCUUUUAAUGUUUCCUCUCUACCACUCCAUCUCUGACACACACACACACACUGGGAGAGUACUAGUAUAGUAGCUAGUUCUUUCAGUGCCAAAGCGCCUCCAUCUGUGGCAUAUUUGUGUGUGUAGCAAGUGUGUGUGUGUGACCAUAUGGAGAAUCUGCUGCAGACAGACAGUGGUGCUCUUCACCUGCAGCCUCCCGUCUCGCUCCCUCUCUGUCUCUCUGCAUCAGGAGUGGAUGAUCAGAUCCCUGACUGCAGCUGCUAUCAACUGACAGACAGACAGACCGACAGAUCUGGUGGCUAAUGAAACAGUUGAAGCAACAUUAGAGCUGCUAGUUGGAUGCAUCUGGCUAGCUGUAGUGAGAUGGGUCUCACACCCCUGGCUUUUAUGUACGACACACACACACACACUCUGGAGUGUGUGUCUGGGAUGAAAAGUCUCCUUAGAUCACACGGUGGACGGUGGUAAUGAUCUGCCUUCGCUUUGAACUCUGGAAAAUCACAGCCUUGUUUAGAAGGGAUGAGAAAGAGAAGAAGGGAGGGAGGAAAGAAAGAAAGAAAGACUGGGCAGCACAGAGUGACGGAGAGAGAUGAAGAGGAAUGAGAGCAAUGAGAGAUUUCAGUAAAGACACUGCUCCUCAGUAAAGAGGGUUUGCUUGAGCUGGGCAGAUUCACUAUUGGAGCAGCUGCGUGUGUGUGAGAGAUGCAGAUAGAGCAGUGUUUCAGCGUGGAACAGCGGAGGACUGGAAUAUGAGUCAGGCUGUGAUCUGUAUGACACACACAACCCGAGACCUCUCCAUACUGCGUGUAUCAACGCUGAGGGAUUAUUUCAAAGGAAACAAAGGGACGCUGCACAGACAUUUAUCCUUUCAGGUGCUUCUCUUUAUUAGACAAUGAUGUCAAUCUACACUAGCUUUUGGUCAGGGUGCUAAGUAGUGUUACACACCAGAUACAGUAUGUAACUGGAGACACCUCUUGAUACUCUCUGUAUUGAUGGUGUUCUAUAACAGCAGUCAGUCAGUCAUACUAGAGUCUCCAUACAACCUGCUGAGUCUAGCUAUUGCAAUUAUACUGACUUUCUCCCUCCCUCUCUAUACCUCCCCCAUCCCCCUCUCUCUUGCUCGCUCUCGAUCUUUCUCUCUCUCUCUCUGUCUCCCCCCCCCUCCCCCCCCCAGGCGCUCCACCAGUUGUAUUAUGACCCUAACAUAGAGAAUAAGAACCUGGCCCAGAAGUGGCUGAUGCAGGCUCAGGUCUCCCCUCAGGCCUGGCAGUUCUGCUGGGCCCUGCUCAGCCCUGACAAGGUAUGAUAUACCGACACACACACGCACACCAGGAUUUCCGUUAGGAAAAUGUUGCGCCGGACAUUUGACCGGCAGAAUUUUUAUUAACGGACAUUUAAGAAAUUUACUGGACCUAAAUGCAUUGGGUGUGUAACCUGAUUAGGGCGUCCACCCACGUUGCAACUCGAGGAUGCAACGGUGUGCGUCCUUCUUACCGAAUUCCGAUGCGCAAUUGUUAGAAUAACUGUCCACAUUUACUUUUCCUCAGCCAACAAGACAAGUAACGAACCGCAACAUCACUAGCCUAUGUCAAUCUACUAUCCUCCGUAGUAGAAAUGUUUACAAUGAGAAAUGAGGCUCAUGAAACGGAUCAGAACGUUUAGCUUAAAAUGUUGAUAAACUAUUAUUUCUUCACAUUAUAAUAGCAGCAAUGCGUACAAGGCAGUAGGCUACACUCAAAUGUUCGUUCCAUAAUUCAAUUAGCGGGAAAACACCGUUGUCAAAAGCACAUUGCAGAUGCGAGCGGUUUCAUGAGACAGAGAUUAAAAUAUACAAUCGAAAUUUAGAAUGAGUGGAGAUCUAAAGAUGUAACAACUAACAUGGGUUGCUAAUAUGACUAGGAUUGUGCCUUUGGCUACUGGUCAAUGAAAGAAAGUUGAUUUGAAAAGCAGUAGAACAUGAGAAAAACUGGCUACUGGUUUCAAUGGCAUAUGGAAGUCUUUAUAAAAUAAUUCGCUACGUCGACUGGUAUUUCAAUCAAUUAAUGGGCUAAAAUGCAUUUUCGCAAUGGGAUUUUUAAAAUUCUCCCAGACCAAUUGGCCGACGGCAAUUUUAUUCAAUGGCAUUUCAGUUUUUAGGGGGGCCAAAAGCCGGCUAACGGAAACCCUGACACACACACACACCUAACCCUCUCUCUCUCCCUAGGUUCCUGAGAUCCAGUACUUUGGGGCUAGUGCCCUCCAUACUAAGAUAUCCCGCUACUGGUCUGACAUCCCCUCUGACCAGUAUGAGACCCUGAAGACUCAACUCUUCUCUCAGAUCGCCUGCUUCUCCUCCGGGUCCAAGAUGGUGGGUAGAUGGAUGGAGGGAUGGAUGGGAGGAUGAGUAGAUGGAUGGAAUAAUUUAUUAGAUCAGGGAUGGGCAACUAUGAUGGGGGUUGGGGCCACAAAAAAACACAACUCAUGUGGGUCUGCGUACCCACAUCCAUACCAUAGUUCUUUUUUGAAUUGGUCCACGGACGCCAGUUGCCCAUCUCUGAAUUAGAUCAUUGAAAAUACAUAUAACUGGUGGUAGCUAAAUGCCUUAAAAACCAUAAAGUAUAAUAAAUGCAAUGAUGACAGUACGUCGUUGUGAUCCUGUUUCCAAGGUGCUGACGCGUCUGUGUGUGGCGCUGGCCUCCCUGGCCCUGAACACCAUGCCAGAGGCGUGGCCGGGCGCCGUGCCAGAGAUGGUGCGUGUGUUCCAGGAGGAGGGAGGGGGGGUGGACGGCCGGGCCAGGUGUCUGGCCCUGCUGGAGCUACUGACCGUCCUGCCUGAAGAGUUCCAGACCAGCCGCCUGCCGCAGUACCGCAAGGGACAGGUGAGAGGCGCUAGAGACUGAGGGGUGCCAAUGGGCACAAUAGACAGACACACACACAUCCACCUACUACUCACCACUCUCUGUCUGUAGGUGCGAGGUGCGUUGGGUCGUGAGUGGGGGUCAGUGUGUCCACUCCUCCAGCAGCUGCUUCGUCGAGGGGACAGUCCCGGGGCAGUGAAGGCUCGUGUCCUGCGCUGUCUGUCCUCCUGGGUGCUGCUGGACGUCCCUCUCAGUGAGAGUGAAGGACUGGUGGAGGACUGUUUCACUGCUCUACCAGACCCUGAGCUGUUUGAUACCGCCGUGGAGGCUAUCGUCAAUGCCAUAUCACAACCCGACUCCCAGAGGUGUGUACGGGGCCAGGGGAGGGUGUGAGUGUGAGUCAAUCCAAUUACUUUAGACAAACACACAAGGUGACACGCAGUCAGUGUCUGCUUUAGGGAGGAGGUGGGGGGUAUUGUUUGAAGAGAGCCAAGAGAGCAACAGAUUCAGACAUGGAAGACUGAGACAGAGCAGAGAUAGGAAGAGCAUCACGAAGGAGGGAGGGAGGGAGGGAGAGCAGGAGGGAGGGAAAGAUGGCAGCCAAGAGCACAGUGGGCAUGGGAAGGGCAUAUGAGAGAAAGAGCUACUGUAGAGGGGAAAUGGGGAUGUAGAGAGAGAAAUACAGGCAAAGGAGAGUUGAGGGAGAGCGAGAUGGAGGGAAUAGAGGGAGAGCUGACUGCUAGGAGGGGAGAAGAGGGGGGAGGCAUUUCUCGGUUGGCUGGCAUUACCAUGGUUACAGAGCUGGGGGGCGAUGUCAUUGCGCUCCGAUUGGCUCCGAUGGCAGGCACCCAGUACCCCCUCCCCAAAACAAAGAGAGCGAGCGAGGGACGGAGGGAUGGAAAGAAAUAGGGAGAGAAAGAUGAGCGAGGUAGGGAGAGGUGCAACAUCCACCUAGGGGCAUCAGGUUGGAGGUGUGAUCACACUGCUGAUAGGCCUGUUCUGACACACACAGUACACACACAAGACACACAGUACUGCUCUAAUAGCUAGUCUCCUCCUCAACAUGUGGGUUGUUUUUAUUGCUCUAAAAUAAGGCCAAUAUUACUGGUGGAGGUAUGAAAAUGGCCCUCAUAUUAGUGCUGGGCGAUAUAUCGAAUUAAUUUGAUUAAUUCAAAUGUAUGUAUUGCAAGAAUCAAGUUUUUUUUAAAUAUAGUUUUCGUUUUUAUGAGCGUUUAUGUUCUCAUGUUGUCUUUUUGGUCUCGUCUCCUUUGCUCCAUUCUGAGAAAUACGGUAGAUCUUAACAAAGUGGACAGGUUAGCGUGCUGUUCAAACAGUUGGAGACGAACAGAAGGGUUUGUUCAUAACAAUUAAACUGUGAACUAGCAAAUAGAUCCAAGUUGGCGAAACUUAAAAUAAAAAGUAUUUUAUAUUCAUCAGUGAAUGUGCAUUAUACAUGGUUCUGGUUACAUUUGUAACAAAAAGGGCAUUUUCAUGAAAGCCAGAUCAGUGAUUAUUGAAAAAAAUGUUUAGUGGGUCUUAUGGUUGUGGAGGUCUUAUAUUUAGCCUAGGUAUAAUUUCACAAUCCCUGAAUUCAUUAGAUUAUUGCUAACUGGUUGAAAUGCAGUGUAUUUUACCUUUAAUUGUACAGCAAAGCGUAUUACGAGAAAACAUUAAAAAACAAAUUGAGAUAUACAUUGUGAAAGUUUGGAAAAAUCGAGAUAAGAUUUUCAGGCCAUAUCGCCCAGUCCGAAAACACUCAAUUAGAUUUGAAAAGGACUUGGUGUGUGUUUGCGUGUGCCUGCGCAUGUGUGUAUGUGUUUGGCCACACGAGUCAGGGCAGAAGGGCUAUCACUAUCUAUCCCCAGACCAUUAGCCCCUCCUUCCUUCCUCCCUUUCCUUCACUUAAAAUCUUUCCAUCUCUCUCCCCGUCUCUCUUUCCCCCAUUUUCCUCCUCUCCGCCCCGUCUCUCUCGCUCUGCCUUCUGCCCUCCUCUCCCUAUCUCCCCUCCUCCGCCUCUCUCCUCCCUUUAAUUACGGUGACGCUCUGAGAUGGGGAAAUGAGUUGCCUGGCAACAGGAUGCAGUUGGACCAAUAGCAUUCUCCCAAAUGACUUGACUGUAAUGUGGUUAAACAGAGAGAAGGAGAAGGGGAGGAAGAGAGGAGAAAGAUGGAGGUGAAAAGAGAGGGAGGAGCCUGUCAAAUUCAUUACACAGAGUUUUAUGGGGAGGAGAAAGAAAUGGUAGGGGGGAAAGCGAGAGGGAGAGAGAGAGCGGGAAGCGGAGGUCUGUGUGUCUGCGGCAGACAGUCUGUGUCUCAGUGGAAUCUAUAGGAUGUCAGGUUUCAUACAACAGAGAAAGAGACGCACAUACUCACACCCCAAUGCCCUCUGAAUAACACGCAUGCAGUGUGUACAGUGCCCUCUGAAUAACACAGAAAUAUACAGAAAUGCACACUAAUGCAUUAAAUAACAGCCCACCCUGGGAGAUUUAGUCAUCUCUAUGAGCAGAUUUCACACAGGCACAAAGCAGUCUGCACUCUGUAUUCAUUUUUAAUGGGCUGACUUGGAGAUGCAGGUCAUGCACUCUUAGCUGGGGGGAAGGGGUUACAUUGUGAAAGCACAUGUGUCUAAAGCGUGAGUGUGUGAGACAGAGAGGUAGAGAGAGUGUAUUUUGAAGGUCGGGGGAAAGAGGAGAAUUGGAACAGGUGCUUUACGGUAGAUGAACACUGUGUGUGUGUGUGUGUGUGUGUGUGGCUUGUUUUCAUGCAGGUGGUAUAGCAGCCUUCAUGAUAAUGUCAAUAAGGGGACACUCAUCAAUAUCCCACUAAGUGCAAACCAGAUGGGAUGGCGUAUCGCUGCAGAAUGCUGUGGUAGCCAUGCUGGUUAAGUGUGCCUUGAAUUCUAAAUAAAUCACAGACAGUGUCACCAGCAAAGCACCAUCACACCACCUCCUCCAUGCUUCACGGUGGGAACCACACAUGCGGAGAUCAUCCGUUCACCUACUCUGCGUCUCACAAAGAGACGGCGGUUGGAACCAAAAAUCUCAAAUUUGGACUCAUCAGACCAAAGGACAGAUUUACACCGGUCUAAUGUCCAUUGCUAGUGUUUCUUGGCUCAAGCAAGUCUCUUCUUCUUAUUAGUGUCCUUUAGUAGUGGUUUCUUUGCAGCAAUUCAACCAAGAAGGCCUGAUUCACGCAGUCUCCUCUGAACAGUUGAUUGUGAUGUGUCUGUUACUUGAACUCUGUGAAGCAUUUAUUUGGGCUGCAAUUUCUGUGGCUGGUAACUCUAAUGAACUUAUCCUCUGCAGCAGAGGUAACUCUGGGUCUUCCUUUCCUGUGGUGGUCCUCAUGACAGCCAGUUUCAUCAUAGUGCUUGAUGGUUUUUGCGACUGCACUUGAAGAAACGUUCAAAGUUCUUGACAUUUUCCGGAUUGACUGACCUUCAUGUCAUAAAAUAAUAAUGGACUGUCGUUUCUCUUUGCUUAUUUGAGCUGUUCUUUUCAUAAUAUGGACUUGGUCUUUUACCCAAUAGGGCUAUCUUCUGUAUACCACCCCUACCUUGUCACAACACAACUGAUUGACUCAAACGCAUUAAGAAGGAAAGAAAUUCCAGAAAUUAACUUUAAACAAGGCACACCUGUUAAUUGAAAUUCAUUCCAGGUGAAUACCUCAUGAAGCUGGUUGAGAGGAUACCAAUAGUGUGCAAAGCUGUCAUCAAGGCAAAGGGUGGCUACUUUGAAGUAUCUCAAAUAUAAAAUAUAUUUUGAUUUGUUUAACACUUUUUUGGUUACGACAUGAUUCCAUAUGUGUUAUUUCAUAGUUUUGAUGUCUUCACUAUUAUUCUACAAUGUAGAAAAUAGUACAAGUAAAGAAAAACCCUUGAAUGGGUAGGUGUGUCCAAACUUUUGACUGGUACUGUGUGUGUCUGUGCGUCCAGAGAGAAAGAAAGACAAUAGAUAUAUUAGAAAGGGCUGAGAACAGAAAGAACAGACCAGAGUAAUUGAAACCUAGAGAAAUUAAACAAAGCAACCGAGAGAUGGAGCUGGUGAAAAGUAAAGAUGUUUGUGUGGCGGGGAUGGGAUGGGGGGAAGAGGGGGGGAUGUGUGCAGCGUGUCUUCACAGGAUCAAAGAAAGAAUGGUUUGGGAAAAUAUUUAGUUUGAAGUAAACAAGACAGUCACACGCCUCCAGUUUUUCCCCUGGUACAGUAUGUGAACUAACUCACUUGUCGCUCUCCCUCUCUGUCUCUGUAUCACUCUCUUUUUCCCCCUCUCUCUGUAUAUCUUUCUGUCUCUCUCUCUAUGUGUAGGUAUGUGAACACGCUGCUGAAGCUGGUGCCCCAGGUCUUGUCCCUGCAGGAGCAGCUGAGAGAUGCCGUCCAGAACGGAGACAUGGAGACAUCACACGGAAUCUGUCGCAUCGCUGUCGCACUGGGCGAGAACCACUCCAGGUGUGUUUGUUGGUCCCCAAAAGGUCCUCACGAGUACACUAAAAUACAGCUGUGUGUGAGUGUGCGCUGUCCCCUCUAAAUCAUCAACCAAUCAUUCCUUUCACUUCCCCUUCUCACACUCCUUGGUGACAAUUGAUGCUUCUGGAUUAAUUCUCACAAACCAAUCAAUAAAUAAUCGGAUAAGAUGAUGUGUUCAGUUUCAAGUGCAGGCCCACCCUGGUAAACAAGCUGUUUGUUAUUGUGUUAUUCUGCAGUGUCUCCCAAGGCCUCAUGUCUCACUGUAUAUGUCAAUAUCUCCAGUCUUAACCUUUCACCUGUCACUUUAUCUAGAGAAACAGCCCUGCCUGUCCCACCUCACCUCACUCUAUCAAGAGAAACAGCCCUGCCUGUCCCACCUCACCUCACUCUAUCUAGAGAAACAGCCCUGCCUGUCCCACCUCACCUCACUCUAUCUAGAGAAACAGCCCUGCCUGUCCCACCUCACCUCACUCUAUCAAGAGAAACAGCCCUGCCUGUCCCACCUCACCUCACUCUAUCAAGAGAAACAGCCCUGCCUGUCCCACCUCACUCUCCUUAACUACUGACCUAGUUUACCUGGCUCUGUCCGUUUCUCUCGCUCUCUCUCCCUCAGGGCUCUUUUGGAGCAGGUAGAGCACUGGCAGGGCUUUCUGGCUUUGGUCAACAUGAUCAUGUUCUGUACUGGGAUACCAGGACACUACCCAGUCAACGAGACUACCAGCUCCCUCACACUCACCUUCUGGUACACACUACAGGUAUGCACCCUAACCCCUAUACUGUAACCCAGACCUCUACACUUUAACCCCGGGCACUAACAUUACACCCCAACCCCAACUACCCUGUUCAGAAUACCACCACUUAACAGCACACACUCUCUCUCUCCAGGACGACAUCAUGUCGUUUGACUCCGAGAGACAGGCGGUGUAUCUGCAGGUGUAUAGACCAGUGUAUUUCCAACUGGUGGAUGUUCUGCUGCAUAAAGCCCAGUUCCCCUCCGACCAGGAGUAUGCAUCAUGGUCCUCAGAUGAGAAGGAACAGUUCAGGAUCUACAGGUACAAGAGUGUGGAUGGGGAUGUGUGUGUGAGAGAGAAAUGUGAUUUGCUGACAGGUCUAUUGGUCAGCAGAUGAGCGUGUCUGUGAUUGUAACAGCCUGUAAGUGAAGUGGCAGCUGAGAGGGCACAAAUGUCUGAUGGAUGACAACGUUUGUCUGAGUAACAGAUCAUCAGAUGCUCAGAAGCACAUUACUUAACAGCACAGUAUAAAAUCAUGCCCUGCUGUUAGUCCCUGCACAGUUAAAUGGUGCCUUCUAUUUCACUUGAUUUCAGGUGUAAACACAAGAUUUGUACAUAUUAACUCAAUAGAAAAAAGCAGCAGACCCAAAACUGAACCUUGUGGCACACCACUUUCCCUCCAUAGUAUUGAUUGUUCCCCCUCCAUAACAAAACCUUGCCUUCUGUUGGUGAUAUGCGUUAAACUUCUAUCUUCUAAGACUUAACACGUGUGUUCCAGGGUGGAUAUCUCAGACACUCUGAUGUAUGUGUAUGAGAUGCUAGGAGCUGAGCUGCUCAGUAACCUGUAUGAGAAACUAGGACGAAUACUGACCAACACAGAACAAGCCUCGUCAUGGCAGGUACAUAUCUCACACACACACACACACACACACACUGAACACCCACACACUGUCUGAAGCCGUUUGUCUCUUCCAGCAUACAGAAGCGUUGCUAUAUGGGUUCCAGUCGAUAGCGGAGACAAUAGAUGUCAACUACUCUGAUGUCAUCCCAGGCCUGAUCGGACUCAUCCCCAGAAUCAACAUCAACAACGUCCAACUGGCAGACACCGUCAUGUUCACUAUAGGUAUUGAUACGGUCAUAGCUGUCUUUUUUUUGUGUGUUUUGUUCAUCCAGGUAAUAACAAAGAGAGAAAAAUGAAAAAAAAUUAACAGGAAAAGCAUCAGUCUCCUGUAGGGUACAGUGUUACUGUCUUUUCAUCCACUCUAUUUUUCUCCUCCCUCCCUGUAGGAGCUCUAGCAGAGUGGUUGGCGGACCACCCAGUGAUGUUGAGUAGUGUUCUACCUCUGGUACUCCAGGCCUUGGGAAACCCAGACCUCUCCGUCUCCUCUGUCUCCACACUCAAGAAGAUCUGCAGAGAAUGCAAAUACGACCUGCCACCCUACGCUACCAAUAUAGUGGCUGUAUCACAGGUGUGUGUAUACUGUAUAUCAUAUUUUAUGUUUAAAAAAAAAUGUUUUAUUACAUUUGAGUCAAUGUAAUAUAAUUCUACUGAUACUUCUACUACCCUCUUUUCUUCGCAGGAGGUGCUGAUUAAGCAGAUUCACAAGGUCAGUUCUAGUCCUUUCUGGAAAUAAUUCAAGCCAUAACCCCAAUGUGCCAACUCACUGAACCCACUCGAAACAUGUAUAGUGAAAGUCUGGGACAGAGUCAAAAUUCAAAUAACUUUAUUAUCUGCGCAUUUGAUACAUGCAACAAUGAGCGUAUUCAAUACAUUUAAAUAAAGCACAGAGAGUGUACACCAGACCAUAGAAUGAGUCAGCUCAUUCAGUCAUGAAAACAAAGAGCAAGGUUAAAGCUGAUGACAAGACUGAUGGAUGGCAGCUAGCAAAGAGCACUUACACAAAGAGUCACAUUAUCUUUCAAUGGCCUGGAAAUGUAUAAUGUUCUCUCUUCCUCCUCUCUCUCUUCCUCCUCAACCUCUCCUCCUCCCUUCCUCUCUCCCACUUCAGACCAGUCAGUGUAUGUGGCUGAUGCAGGCCUUGGGCUUCCUGCUGUCUGCUCUGCCUGUGGAGGAGAUACUGAGGAACCUGCACUCCCUCAUCACACCCUACAUACAACAACUUGAGAAACUAGCUGAUGAGACGGUACACACACAAACACACACACACACACACACACACAUACACACACACACACACACUGUGGUAACAGUGUUAAAGUGGCAUACUUUCCUCUCUCUGUUGGACUGGGGCCAUAUGAACAGACCUUGUGUCUGCAUGGAUGCACCACACACUCACACAUAUAUAUGUAUUGCACACACACCACACACACGCUCUCUCUCUCUCUCUCUCCCUGUUGGACUGUGUCCAUAUGAACAGGCGUUGUAUAUCUGUGAUGCUCCACUGUAGUUGAACAUUUCUCUGUGGGACCAGAUUGGCUUGAUCACUACACCAUGGGCUACUGAAUCACAGGGACAUAAUACACACUCACUCUGACACAGCACACACACACCAGAUUCUGACUUUAUUAAAUGUCAGGUCUAAUGAAUCCGGGCCUUCAUAUAGGAGCUAAAAAUAAGGAUUUGACAUUUUCUCAAAAUAAGGAGCUGACAUUAACUAAAAAUAAGGAUUUGACAUUAUCAGUGUUGAAUUCGUUUCUCUCCCCUGAUCUAUUGUUCUGGAGUCAGCAGAGACCUGAGUGUCUGGGUGAAAAGAGAUGUCAGUUCAAAUGAAGAGUUUCCUUUCUUUCUCUCACUCGCAUACACUUUCUCACUCACUCUCUCCCCUCUGCCUCUCCUCUCGCUGCCUACCUGUCUCUUUCUCUCCCUUUCUACCUGUCUGGUUGUGUGAUUUAUAGCCAUGAAGUCAGACUAGGAAUCAGGUUGUCUGUGCAGCCUGACAAACACUGGCACCUUGAGGCAAGAGGUGAAACUGCACCUCCACUAUAUUAUAAGCUACAGUACAACCAUGUCUGUUUUUAUGCAUUUAGGGUGGUAUUCUGAUUUAAGAUCUGUGCACUUCACUCAAAUUUUCGCCCAUUGACGUCAAUUAAUGAUUUAGGCAUAAGUCCAAGUUGCACACACCUAUCUCAACUCUGAAUUGUGUAUUGCAUCAGUGUGUGUGUGUGUGUGUGUGUGUGUUCAGUAGCAACAUGACACAUUGCUCAUUAAGUGAAGGGAGUCAGCCCAGCUGCAUUACGCCUCCCUUGUACGCCACAGUUCCGUUGUCAUGGAUACAGAGCGGUGAUUAAAUGGGUACUAGCAAAGCUUUAAUUAGUGUUGUCACCCUGGAGAGCGUGUGAAAUCUGCAGAAAGAUGAAGCCAUCAACUGACUGACUCACCCAAAAUCAUCUCUUCUCUCUUUCACUUCUUCAGAAGAAGUUCUGUCCUUUUCACGUCAUCCCUCUCUUUCAUGUUCUUUCACUAUCUUUCUUUUUGUAACACACGUUAAGACGUUAAGACAUGGCUCCCUAAAGGUAAUGACUUACUUUCUCUUCUCUCUCCCUCCCUCAUCUCUCUCUCCAGCCCAACCCGUCCAAUAAACUAGCGAUAAUCCACAUCCUGGGUUUGUUAUCCAAUCUCUUCACUACGCUGGACAUCAGCAAGCAGGAGGACGAAUCAGGAGAGGGCACCGCGCCACCCGUCAAAACAGCCCCGCCACCACCAGGACCUAACCCGGUGAGAGACACCAUCAUCAUCACCAUCAUCAACACCCAGCCACACACAAGCUCAGUUGGAGUGUUUAGCGUUUUUAUUGUGGGAAUGUUUAGCGUUGUCUAAGUUACUCAAACUAACCUGUGUGUGUUCUAGGUGGUGGUGGUCCUACAGCAGGUCUUUGCUCUCAUUCAGACGGUCCUCAGCAAGUGGCUCAACGACUCUCAGGUGGUGGAGGUGAGACACAAGCACACACUGAACAGACCAAUAGUGAUGUUUUAAUAUAUGAAGCUUAAAAGAAUCCAACUUGAACCAGCUGAAAAUAAACAGUUAUUACACUCUCCCCCUCCUUUCACCGUGCCCUCCCCCUCUCUCUCUCCCUCCCUCCUCCCAGGCGGUGUGUGCUAUCUUUGAGAAGUCGGUGAAGACUCUGCUCCAUGACUUUGCCCCCAUGGUGUCUCAGCUCAGUGAGAUGCUAGGACAGAUGUACAGUACCAUACCACAAGCCUCAGCACUGGACCUCACACGACAGGUACACACACAUACACUUAAACACGCACACACACUUGAACACACUCACGCAUACACGAUACACACUCACACGCAUCAGAGGCACACACACACUCACUCUCACAGAAACACCUUGACCAGUGUGAAACCGUCUGUGGUUGUGUUUGACAGAUGGUCCAUAUAUUUGCCAGUGAGACGGACCACUUCCCUCCAAUCAAGGCUCUAUUUGAGCUGGUUACCUCUGUAACACUCUCCAUCUUCCAGCAAGGUAGGGGGUCCUGCAGGGGAGGGGGGUGAUAUUUGUCUGUUUUUCUUUUGGGUGAAUUUGAUUGACAGGCAAACCUACACACACUCCUGCUUUCACCUGAGAGCAGGAGAACAAGGACCAUGGAGAAUGAACAUGGCUUCCAUGAGAAAUGCUUUUUGCGUGUGUGUCAUCUAAUACCUGCAUAGCAGCAGAGGAAAUACAAUGGCUGCAUCUCAAUAGUCUAAAGUCCUCGUCUCCUCUACUUGGAGCUGGACAGUUGAAAGCACCUGUUGCACCAUAUUGCUUUAACCUGCCCUGUGUUUUUAGAUGAGUACAGAUGAAGGGGAGGCGAUGAGGAGAGGAAGUCACAUUAGACUAUUGAGAUGCAUCCUCUGUCCUCCUGUGCUGCUAUGGAGAAUUAGAUAAGAAAAGGCAUUAGAAGGAAGUUUUUGUUUUUCACACUGAUAAUAUCCAGUGGUUGUUUCUGAAUACUGUCUAGCCCUCUCUCUUCUCCCUUUUUAGUUCUCCUCUCAUUCCCCCUCUUCUGCUUUGACUGUGUUUGAUUGAUAAUGGCUGCCUCUCCUCCUCUCCUCCCUUUCUUUAACUCUUUCUGAGCAGGUGACCUUAAAUGUUACACUGUGGCCUGUAUCUUAUACAGUAUGGUGCAACGUUACAAAACAUUACAGAAUGUUGUUGCAGAACAACGUUCAUGUAGAAAUGUAUUGUGUAGAACAGACAGCCCUCUCAGUUUUACAGAACAGGGAAUUGUGUGGGCUCUAUACAUUGCAUUUCUAUUUGGGUUGCACCGACUGAAUAAGCCUGUAAGGUGGGGGCUUGUAUGGGGGUGGGGGAUGGGGUCUUUUUUGGAGUCUGGGAACAGCGAAGGGAAGGGUUGCCUCCCAAGUGUUCACCUUUUGGGGGGUGGGGGGGGUAGGGGUCAGGGGUCAGGGGUGCUAUUGACCCAAUCCCAAAUUGACCCCCAGCCCCUACCCCCUUGGCACAUGGAUGGUUGUAAGCCACACAGAAAAAUAUAAUCUCGCCUAUCGUAUGACAAGGUGGCGCUAUAAGCAAGCCCCUAGGGUGUAGAGUCUAGGGGAGAUGCCUAGGGCAUAGGGGCUAGUCCAGGGGAAGGGGGUAGAGGCUAGGGUUUGAUUUGGGACUGGACGCCCCUUUUUCUCUGAAGCGUCACAGUAACAGAGGUGCCUCCUGGGUUCCCCACUCCAAACCCACUUUUGUUAUUUUUAGGUUUGUUCCUUCUCUUGUUCCUUCUUUCUUUUUGAUCUCCAAAUGGAACCCAUGUCUUCUCUUUCUCUGCCUGUUUUUUGUUCGUUCAACCGCUCACUGUUUUUCUGAGACUCUUCCAAAGCUUCACACGCCCCUCCCUCCCUCUCCCCUUUGUUUGUGUUUUACUCACGUGUGACAAUUAUUUCAAUGAGAUCUUUUCUGUUCUCUUUUCUUUCCACAUGACUGUUGAAUCGGUUGAGUUGCUGUUUGUAUAUUAUUAUUCUACUCUUUAUUCUUUAUGAUUUGUUAAGUUUCAUCUUUAUUAUAUUUUAGGACCCAGGGAUCAUCCUGAUAUUGUUGAUUCAUUUAUGCAACUCCAAGCUCAGGUGUGUUUUUGGUUUCUUAUUUCAUUCACUUUGGGUUUCUCUCUCUCUCUCUCUCUCUGUCUUUUUAUCUCUAGCUCUCUCUCUCCUCUCUCUCUCUCUGUCUUUUUAUCUCUAGCUCUCUCUCUCCUCUCUCUCUUUCUGUUCUUUGUUAAAAAGGGUCAUAGGGCGACCCAUCAUAAUGGCAGGGCAGAGAAUAGACAGUAGGUGGCGCUAUUGAAGGACAGACUGUCUUCUUCAAUACUCAGGGCUCUAAUCAGCUCUAACCUUUUGUCUGAUGAUGAGGGAGUUAGGGUCAGAGUUCACCAAGGUCGUGUCCAGUAGGCAUAAAAAAUGAGAAAAUGUUUUGAAAGGAGGAGGGACUACCUGAACGUGUCCAAUAAGAAACAUUUUCAUGUUCAGUUGUCCUACUGAACACGACCCUGGGAAGUAGUUCCCUGUGACCUCACUGGUUAGAAUCCCAGAGCCACGCCGCUUUUCUAAUGUCAUUCCAGCCCAGAGCCAAUCAAAGCCCAAAUUAAUUAAUAUGCCAUUAAUUAAUCAAUUCAGGCGAAUUGGUUGCCCUCUGUUUUUUUUCUUUUUGUCUUCCUUCUACAUUCUUCUUCCUUUAAUCUUUGGAUAGAUCUGAUCUCCUCCUCUCCUCUUCCCUCUGUCCCUCUCUCCUCCUCCAUCCUGAAUGAGUUCAUUACAGUAUCAGUUGUAUUUAUCCGUACAUGUACCUUACUUACUUACUUAUGUUGCAUAUUCAAUCCAACCAGGCCAAAAAAGGGAGAAAAAAUAGUGUAUCAGAAUGAAAUUGAUACAAAAGCUACAGAACCAUCACUGCCUUUUAGUUUGAUUUAAGUUUUGAAUAAUUUUCUAUGUUUGUUUUUCUCCAGUUUGUUUGCUGAGUUUGCAUUGGAGCAGAGUUGUGUACUUACUGUAUGAGUGGCAGUUUGUCAUAGGGAGAGUGGAGUAGUCUAGCCUGGUAGCUUCAUCUGUUUACCUGCUCUAGACAACUCCUUUAGCCCAACUCACAUUCACUCCCCUCAAGGAUUUAAAAGCAUUGGAUUGGUGUAAGAAACACUUUGUCUACACCAAUCCAAUGCUGUUAAAUCCCAGAGGGGGAGUGAACAAGAUCACACUUCAGGGAGAAGGGGGAGAAUCAGAAUUUGCCUCUUGCUGUUCAACUAGGGCUAGAAGUUGUUCCUGACCUUGUGGGUAAACAGUUGAACAUGGCAAUGACAAACGAGUUGUCUAAAGCAGACACAGUUCUGUCUACGAGGCUAGAAGAGUGGGGGGGGGGGGCAGUAUAUUCUGGGGUGGGAGGUAGGGGGGCAGAGAGAUGGUGUACCCCUGGAGUAGGGGAACAGACUCCUGCCCUGUGUCAUGCUUCUGUCUGCCUCCUACUGUAGGCCCUCAAACGGAAGCCAGAUCUCUUCUUGUCUGAGAGUCUUGACGUGAAAGCUGUGUUCCAUUGUGGUAAGUGUAUGUUUCUUUGCUCCCAACACACACUGAUCAUUGUGUGUGUUGCCGCGUCCCUCUUAACACACACACACACACAUACACACCUCGUCAUUCAUUGUGCCUCAGAGAUCCCCAGAGAUUGUGCUGGAAACAUCUGAAGAGUAAAACUGUUAGAAAGUGUUUAAAGGUCAACUGCCCCUUAGGCCAUUUCAAUCCAGAGUUGGUUCUAUGUGGCAUGGAUGUGAGUCAGAAACAUUCAUUAUAGUGUCAUAAUUGACUACAAAGUGUAAAUAGGAUAAAUUUGGACAUGAGGUCAGUCUCGUCCAAAACGGAAUUUUGUAAGUGAGUUUGUCACGACUUACUGGAGGGUUUACGAUCAUGCCCACUUGCCCAGUGCUCACUAACACGAGAGAAGCAGCUGUGCUGAUUAAGCUCUAUCUGCUAAGCACACUCUAUCCAAUCAUAGCAGCCAGAACCUCCAGACAAGACAGUGAGACAGACCUGCCCAUUACGCAGCGCCUCAGACUUGUUUACAUAAGAAAAUAAAUUGCCAAUGUUAUGUUGAAAUAACCUUAAGCCCUUUAUUGAGUGGCCACUUGCUGAUGUUUAAUAGUGUUAAUCACUCAAGUCUGCCACUUUUUUAAAAUUUUUAAUCAUUUAGCAGACGCUCUUAUCCAGAGCGACUUACAGUUAGUGAAUACAUAUAUAUAUAUUUUUUUUUCAUACUGGUCCCCCGUGGGAAUUGAACCCACAACCCUGGCGUUGCAAACGCCAUGCUCUAUUAACUGAGCUACAUCCCUGCCGGCCAUUCCCUCCCCUACCCUGGACAACGCUAGGCCAAUUGUGCGCUGCCCAUGAGUCUCCCGGUCGCGGCCGGCUGCGACAGAGCCUGGAUUUGAACCAGGAUCUCUAGUGGCACAGCUAGCACUGCGAUGCAGUGCCUUAGACCACUGCGCCACUCAGGAGAACUAUGGAGACAGAGCGCAUUUGUAUCCUAACUGCAAUUCCAAAACCCAUUUGCGAGCAUCUUGUCCCCCGCGACCUGCUUUGUAACAUGAUUCCCUAUGAAACACUGCCAGACAGACACACUCUGGUAAUACAUAGUGAGAAAGUUGUAAAAAACAACGGCACUGAAGUAUACACGUUGCCACUUACCCGUGAUAAACACAGAGUUGGAACUUAGCUUGCAGGUGAUUUGGGGUACUGAUAAACAGUGUGUAGCUUGUGUUUUAUGUACUAUAGUUUGACAGCUUGCAGAUGAAGUUGUAGACAUGUUAUCGUUCUCAGAAAUCAGUCCUGAGAAAGUUUUUCAUGUAAAAAAAAAAAUACUUGAGAAAUACUGCACCAAACACCUUAGCUAGAUGUAAAAUUGCGCGACUAAGACCUGCUCGGCAAAAACUUCUACAUGAAUUACAGAUUUCUUGAUUUAUCUUAGAUUAAUUCUGACUAUUGAUAGAAGUGACUAUUUUGAGGAAGAGUAUAUGUUGUUGCCAUGCUGACUCAGGAGGGACAAACAACAGUACCUGCCAGGGUAGGAUAUGUGAAAAUAACACACCCAGAUCAAACCACACCCCCAAGACAACUCUUGUUUGUCUUCAGUCAUGGCCUCUAGCAUUUCUUAGUGAGCAAUCUUCCAAACGAGGCCAAAUCAGGAAGUGCAGUCGCCCUUUAAAUAGUUUAAAUAGAAUAGUUUCUUUAAUGCCCUACCCCCCCUCUCUCUCUCCUGUAGGAGUGCUGUCACUCAAAUUCCCAGAGGCUCCAACAGUCAAGUCUACCUGCUUGUUCUUUGUGAGUGUACACACACACACACACACACACACACACACACACACACACACACAGUAAAGCUAAAAUGUUUUAAUUUGGCUCUAUACUCCAGCAUUUUGGAUUUGAGAUCAAAUGUUUUUUAGUAAAGAAUGUCACCUUGUAUUUGAGGGUAUUUUCAUAUCUGUUUUCCGUUUAGAAAUGAAAGCACUUUAUGUACAUUAAACUGCAAAUGCAUCCAUCAAGUUUGUAGUCAAAAGCUUGAUGUAGUCAUUACGUGCUAGGAAUAUGGGACCAAAUACUGAACUUUUGACUACUUUAAUAAACAAUAAGUGAAUAUGUCCAAACACUUAUGACACCUUCAAAUGGGGGGACUAGAAACAUAAAGAACCUUCAUUUUUAAACGUUAAAACAGAUAUGCAUGAAAAUACCCUCAAAUAAAAGGUGACAUUCUGUAAUGUCGCCUCAUUUGAAACACUCCAAAAUGUUGGAGUAUCGAGCCAAAGUUUUAGCUUCACUGUCCAAAUACAUACGGAGGGGAUUGUAUGUUUUUGGUUAACCAAGGAAGAUCUUGUUGAUGAGAUGUGAUCUUAGUUUUGUGGUUCUCUCUGAUUGUCCCUGUGUGUGUGCCGUAGACUGAGUUGUUGCCCCGCUGCUCAGAUGUGCCCCCAGUGGCCAGAGUGGUGCAGGAGGAUGGAAAACUACUGCUGCAGGCCGUACUAGAGGUAAACCUACAUACAUCGUCGCUAAUGUCUUUUAGCUGUCCUACUGUAUACUGAAACAUCACCUUACUGACUGGUCUUUCCGUCUCUCUCUCCAGGCAAUCGGUGGAGGUUCAUCUCGUAGUCUGAUGGACCAGUUUGCUGAGGUGCUGUUCAGUCUCAAUAAGCACUGUUUCCCUCUUCUCACCGUGUGGCUGAAAGAGGCACUGCAGGCACCAGGCUUCCCGUCCACUAGGGUCACCACAGAACAGAAGGACACCUUCACCCAACAGAUACUCAGGUACCACACACACACACACACACACACACACACACACACACACACACGUACUUGCUCACUCUCCUCACCUAAGCAAUGCUGUUGUUAGCUUUUCUGUCUCUCUGUCUGACUCUCUCUCCUCCCGCUCUCCCUCUAGAGAGCGAGUGAAUAAGCGGAGGGUGAAGGACAUAGUGAAGGAGUUUACACUAGUCUGCAGAGGGCUUCACGGGACCGAGUAUGCCGCUGAAUACUGACCCUGACCUUGCCACAACCUCUUCCCCAGGCUGGACGCCACGGUACUACAGUACCCACAAACCCCUCAACACUGGAGUUUCCAUUGGACGAUUGAAACUAGACCCUCCCCCCUAGAACAGAAAACAGCUCCCCAUACAGGCCAGCCAUCGGACGAAUGGUGCUCUGUCACACCACUCAGCGGUCUGACGAAGGCUGCUCUCCUUCUUUCCCCCUCUCUCUUUCUCUCUUUCUUUCC
Messenger RNA from Coregonus sp. 'balchen', 28277 nucleotides. The record is from the annotation of a GenBank genome assembly. NCBI's taxonomy places the organism in Eukaryota, Metazoa, Chordata, Actinopteri, Salmoniformes, Salmonidae.